UGGAGAAGUUUAAUAUAUGCAGGUUGGCAACAUUGGUAACAUCGAUAACGGAUAAGAAUGCGGAGUGCAGUCGCUUACCGUGAAUUCUCUGGAAUUCUCGCUGUAAAUUCUCGAUAUGGAUUGAUGUGGAUGUCUCGUCACCGUAUGAAUUAGCGAGAAAGCUGUUUAAGAUUUAGACAUCUCGAUUAUCUGCGAGUGGUUGAUGCAAGUAAAGAUGAGAAUAACAACUUUAGAAUGAGCGGUAUAAAACAAUAAAAUUUCCUGCAAAACUGAUGUGCAAAACGCAAACGUUUAAGCCUUGGCAAUCAUGUAAACAUGUGUAAAUCUGAAAUGAAUAGGCAGUGCAGGCAGUCUUUAUGAUGACAUUUAUGACAGUGAUGAUUUAGCAAGAAGCCACAGCCCAACAUUUACACAGUUACUACAAAUUCUACACGUGCAGUAUCCACGGUAAUUGGCAAUUAUAGUUUGUAAUAUACAAUUUUUACUGUUUCCAAUUAAUUGAUAACAACAACUUUAAUAUACUUUGGAAGCAAGGCCAGAAACAACAGUCUUUAUGGAUAUAAUUUUUCCUAUGUCAGCUAUAAUAUACUUGAUACGAUACGAUGCUAUAUUAUGGAAACACUGAUAUAAUAUAUGUUAUUUAAUAUAAAUAAUUUAAGAAGUUUAUGAUGUAUCAACAUAGUCUGUAUGAUACCAAAGGCUAUAUAUAAAAUAAUACAUUUCUAAUGAGAAGAUUUACAACAUUGACAUAGCGAGUAGCCACAAAUAGAGAGUACUCGCACAAUGUCGAAUUCUAAGAAAAAUCUGGAUUGCAAUCAGAAAAAAGCUACAGUUCUCGACGAAUCACAAGCAACGAUAAACGAAAAAGAAAGUGUGUCAGCGCGGCCUAAGUGUAAGCUGGAUUCACACGGUUGUUUAAAUCUUCGUGAUAUUCUUCUGAUGUUUGAUAGCCCUAUAAGUCAGGAACGAGCAUGGGCACUGUGCUAUCAGAUAGCUAAAAGUUUAUCGCACUUAACAGAAAAUAAGUUUUAUGAGAUAUCAGAACUCUCGCAAAUUAUACUUCACAAAGAUGGAGAUAUUCGGGUUGAAAACUUGGCAGGUUCUAAACAACCUCUGGUUUCGGAAGAAAAGGCGAUAUUUUCACUAGGCAUGGCAAUUUUUAAAGCCUUAGACUUUGGUUCUAACGCGGGAGAAGAAAUAGCUUUAUUACCAGACCUAGAAGCUCUCAUUACAUUGAUGACAAACUGUAAUCGGGCAUGUGAAGUUGAUGUAGAAGAACGUUUACAAGAAACUGAUGAUGAAGGUAUUGAACGAGACUCUGGUGACACUGAUGUGGAGGAUUAUAUGAUGCCAAAAACUACUAACAAUGACAUAUGUACCUUGAAGACUGUUCUCCAAAUAUGUACAAGGCAUGUACAAAGUUUGCACGAAGAUGCUGAUAAUUAUUACCGGAAUAUGAUACAAGUGUUUAUAGAAGAGGCCCUUAAUCUUACGCAGUUUCUGGAGAAAGUAGUUGUCGAUAAACAAUCACAAGAUUUGUUCAGCCCGAAUAAUGUUGAUCGUAGCUCAACGUCAUUGCAAAAUAUUGAUACAUUGGAUUUCAAUGAUUGGACGGACGUUAGAAUUUGGAGAGCUAUACAAGCUAGGUUUUGGGUUCAAGUUAUUAGCGAGCUGAGACGAGGAGUAAAAUUGAAGAAAGUAGAAGCUAAUUUGGGUUCCCGUGAGUCAUCACCUGGAGAAAAAAGUCUCCCAGACUAUAAGAUGACACCAUACGAGAGUUUGAUGGACGACAUUAGAGAAAGACGGUAUCGUCUUAGGAAAACGCCGCCUACGCCAUUAAGGAAAGACGCGCACGCUAUUAUUCUUGAAUUUAUUCGGAGUCGACCAGCUCUGAAAAAGGCCUCGGAGAGACGGUUACGACCAUUACAAAAGGAAAGUACUCUAAGAGAAUUACUCAUGGAAAGCAUAAAAAAGCCUCCAAAGCCUCUGAGGUCUUCAAGACAAAAUAUUCCUAAGAUUGAAGAAACAUCAAUUUCCAACACAAGCGGUGAAUCUUGCAUGAUAGUCCUUGGAGAGGUACCACCUUCGCAACCGGAGCAAGAGCAAGAGUCUGCACAAGAUGUUGCAGCUCAAUGGUUGCAGUCGGAAGAUCAGAGGACUUUGGCAACUGGUGGCAACAUCCUAGCGACAGCUAGCCGUAGGAGACAAGAUGUACCGCCGGUGCCGCAGCCACGACAAAGAAAUGCCAACAUCAGGGUCUUACCUUCCAAUAGGAAUCGUAAGUCACGUAGAAGACGCAUUAUGGUCACAGAUGUGACACAAAACGGAGAGAAUAUCAAGCAACAUGAAAUAUUGCCAAAACCAUUUGGAAGAAAUUUGGAUGUUACUAAGCGGACCAAGAAAGUGAUACCCGUCGACUUCGAUUUGAAGUUAGAUGCCGAUGAUGAUGUUGACGACGAUGAUGAUGAUGAUGAUGAUGUUUGCAACGAGGAAAAUUUUGAAACAAGAUUUGAGGAAGAAGAUGAAGCGUGCAACUACUGGCAACUUAAAGAUUACAAUUUUGGUACUCGAAAAAAUGUACGAAGCAGGUAUAAGGAUCAUGAGCACAGGGAUGAUGAUGAAGUGGGAUCUGCAAAUCCUUGGCGGAAAACUGGUGGACUUCGUCUAACCAGGAAUGAGUAUCACCGAUUCUGUGAUGCUCAAUUAGAAUCCUAUGAUCUAGCAACACAAUGUCCUUCCCGAAGAGCAUCUGCUAGAAGACAUGCUGCAAAAUGCACUAUACCGCUAGCAUCACUCACAGGAACAACGUCCCUGCCACAAUCGAGACCACAUAGCCGGCAACGUACUGGCCUCGCAGACGUGACAUCGAGCCAAGGUCCAAGUCCCAACAUUAGCCUGAAUCCAAGUCCGAAUUGUAGUCCGCAGCCACGAGCACCGAGGCAACUGCGACAGGCACAUACAAUUGCAUAUGAGAGUAAAAGCGACAAAGCUCAUAGCGAUGAAUGGGAAGACGAUGUUGAUAAGAAAGCAACACUAGGAGACAUGCUAUUGGACGAAAGGCUGUCAUUAACGUUAGAUGAGAUUGUGCAUAUUCGUAGCGUGCUUACGAAAGCCGAAUUAGAGUCGCUUCCUGUGGAAGGGCGUGUAAAAGAGGACGUAGAGAAAAGGCGUGUUUGUUUCCUCUGUCUAAAAACGCGCUUUGGUCUGUUGGGUCCUUGGGGGCAACGUUGUCGCUUAUGCAAGAGAACCGUCUGCGUGAAAUGCUACUCAAAAAUGCGAAUACCAACGGAACAGUUUGCUCGAGUGCCAGUCGUGUUACUCUCUCCUGGAUUGCUACUUUCACCUACGGAAGCUGAGAACGGUGGUAACAAGAACUCCUGGCUAAGAAACCCAGGAAUGGUUGGCUCAGCACCGGCUUCCCCUGCAUCCAGACGAAAAGAUUCUGCGUUACGCAGUGGCACACCUGCCUCGACACCGACAAUGACACCCGUCUCCGCAUUGACACCCUCAUCAACGCCACCUUCUCACGCACGUCGAGAGAUGGAAGUUCAAGGACUCGAGAAGAGAUGCUAUAAGGGUGGUGGCAGUCCUGCCGCUCUUUCAACUACUAAAACAUUCUCCACAUCGAGUGGUGCUAGUGUGGAGCAACGUUUGGCAGCAGAACGGUUACGUGGUGUCGCUGUUGUUGUUUGUCACGACUGUCGUAUCAUGGUCAUUCAAAUAAUCAAGAGCUCAAGAACAACGCGUGCAACAAUACGCAACAAUGUCAUUUCUCGUCUCACCCUAAAUCUCUCUCCUGCUUAUAUUUAAUUCCCAUUACCUUUUAAUAAUCACCCAUGCUGCCGCAUCAUUUCCCCUUAUUGUUUUUCUAAAUGUUAUCGGAUUUUCACGUUAUAUUAUAUACAUAUUGCACAAUGAGAACAAUCAAUAUCAUUGGACACAACUUGAAAUCAGAUGAAAAAAAUUUAUAUAUAUGCAAAAUGGGGACAUUUGUUUUCUCGUGAUAUGAGUCGCUACAUGGAUUUUGCUAUAAGAUUGUGAUAAUGUAAAAAUCCUCCAUGUAUGAAACGUAUCUAUGAAAUAUGGUAGUAAACUCUUUAAGCCAUACUUUAUAUAUUAAAACAUUUGUAUUCUGAGCUAAAGAAUUCUUUCCUUUCUUUAAAUGAUAAAUAUGUUAGAUCAGAAAGAACAGAAAGAGGUGAUUAACAUUAUUUCUAUCAGAUACAAAUGUCACUAUAAAUGUCUCUAUGUAAAACAUACUCGUGCUACGAUGACCAUUUCAGCUCAUAUGCAUACAUGAAUACAACCUAACUGAUGCUUAUGCCUUGCACUUGCAUUUUACUUUAUAUAAAUUACUUCGUAUAAAAUAUCCCGAUAAAAUAAGAGUCACAGAUUUCACCAUCUUGAAUUUUUUGAAAUUGAUUCUAUGAAAUAUGAUUUAUUUUUAUAUUUUGAUAUUUCCUAAAAAUGUAAAAAUUCUAUUUACGUAAUUUUACUAAUAAUUUCAUAUAUGUAUCACUUCUGAAUAUUUGUCUUUGUAAAUGCUAGUGUUCUUUACCAGAAGUAUGUUCAUAUUCCA
Molecule: messenger RNA, 4579 nt
Organism: Vollenhovia emeryi
Lineage: Eukaryota; Metazoa; Arthropoda; Insecta; Hymenoptera; Formicidae
Gene: spir
Product: protein spire
Exons: 19
Coding region: 784-3810 (1008 amino acids)
Biological process (GO): cleavage furrow formation; actin filament polymerization; polar body extrusion after meiotic divisions
Cellular component (GO): cytoplasmic vesicle membrane; cell cortex
Molecular function (GO): actin binding
Source: RefSeq, a predicted model, not a curated record